AUGUUUUUUAGUGAACUUCUAGUGAAUUUCACGGGGAAAAAUGUGGAGGAGUUUACCAUCACAGGCUUCGACCACCUCUCUCACCAGAAGCUCCUGGGCUUCCUCAUCUUCAUCACCUAUUUCCUUGUGAUUCUGGGAAGCGGCACCAACAUCUGCAUAAUUUUGACGGACAGACGGCUGCACACGCCCAUGUACCUCCUCAUCUGUAACCUGGCCGUGGUGGACAUCAUGUUCACCUCCAGCACCAGCACCACCAUGAUCUCUGUCCUGCUGGGCGAGGUCAAAACCAUCUCCUACUACUCCUGCAUAUCACGCAUGUACAUCUACCACCUGGGUGACAUCACAGAGUGUCUGGCCCUGUCCCUGAUGGCUUUGGACCGAACCAUCGCUAUCAGAACCCCUCUUAGGUACCACAGCAUACUGACUAACCCACGGCUCUUUCUAUUGAUCACAGCUACCUGGCUGUUAGGGUUAGGGGUCAUGGGGGUAUUAACAGCUCAGGCAGACAGCCUUCCAUACUGCCAGCCCAUUAUUAGAUAUGUGUUCUGUGACUAUCCUGCUAUGGUCAGAGCCGCCUGUGUCAACCCUGAACCCUAUUGGAUGUUUCCCACCAUCCUGGGUCUGUGGUUGAUUGGUGCACAGUUCACAUUCAUUCUGCUGUCAUACGUGAAUCUGAUCUACACAGUAGUGAGACUGCCUAACAACGAGAGCAGAGUGCAGGUGUUUAAUACCUGUAUUUGUCACAUCAUUGUGGUGUCCUGUUACUUUGCCCCCAAGUUAGUUUCUGUGUUGUUGACGAGGAUAGGGGUGAUGCUGAAUCUGACGGAGCGUAAUGCUUUACUGAUUAUGGCCACGCUGUUACCUUCUCUGAUCAAUCCUACAGUCUACUGUCUGAAGACCAAGGAGAUUAGAAAGAGAUUGGUUCAGAUAAUGUAUAGAAAAAGAACUGCAGUGAUGAAAUGAGGCUGAGAAAAGUUUCAUUUUUGUGACUUGGAUUCAAUCAGAAACUGAACUGAUGUGUGUUUAAAGAUUUUAAAGAUAAUUUCCAAUUCAGCUCACAUCAGCAGCGUUUACGUUGCCUUUAAGAGUUGCUUUGUCUUCAAGAAAGAUCAUUUUGGAUUUCUGUUGAAUAACCACAGUCCAAUAGUUUCAGCUUCUUCUGUUAGCACUUUACAUUAUUACACCUGUAUA
This is a messenger RNA of Oncorhynchus mykiss (rainbow trout), 1191 nucleotides long. RefSeq names its product olfactory receptor 10G4-like. Gene Ontology annotation, biological process: G protein-coupled receptor signaling pathway. The record is from RefSeq and is a predicted model, not a curated record. Gene Ontology annotation, cellular component: membrane. Gene Ontology annotation, molecular function: G protein-coupled receptor activity; olfactory receptor activity. Lineage: Eukaryota; Metazoa; Chordata; Actinopteri; Salmoniformes; Salmonidae.